Messenger RNA from Daldinia loculata, 1182 nucleotides. RefSeq names its product beta-lactamase/transpeptidase-like protein. The coding region runs from base 43 to 1038 and encodes 331 amino acids. Lineage: Eukaryota; Fungi; Ascomycota; Sordariomycetes; Xylariales; Hypoxylaceae. The transcript is spliced from 3 exons. The record is from RefSeq and is a predicted model, not a curated record.
CAUACAUCAAGGGUUCUUUCUGACAGAUACGCCUUGGAACAGAUGACGGGGAAAUGGUUCGGCAAGAUAGUACAAGACAGGGUUAUCAAGCCCCUUGGUUUGAAUCGUACUUUCUACAUAACUCCCGCGGAUUCCCUCGGGAUUAUACCAGGUGGUCGCUAUGAAACGAAUUGGGCUUUUAACAUGGAAAAUGAGUUGCCUACCGGCAAUAUGUAUGCAUCCUCCUCGGAUUUAUCCCGAGUCGGCAGAGCCAUAUUAAGAUCUACUCUUCUACCACCAUCUACGACGAGAAGAUGGCUCAAGCCCAUGAGCUUCAGCUCAGAUCCAAGAUCUAGCGUAGGUGCACCGUGGGGUGUACGUCAGCUUCAAUUUUCUGAAGAUUCGCCUUACCAAUUCGCAACCACCUUUAACAAAGCCGGAAGUCUAGGGAUGUAUAGUACCUUGCUGGCUAUCAUCCCAGACUUUAAUAUCGGAUUCUCCAUCUUGGCUGCUGGUGAUGUUCCCCCUAGUUUACCUAUGGAUAUAGCAGACACGUUGUCGAAUACUUACCUCCCAACCAUGGUGAACACGGCACGCAUCCAGGCAGAUGCGCUCUAUGAUGGAACAUAUAAGAACUCUAAUUCUGCGGUGAAUUCAUCUUUAAGCAUCGUGGUUGACAGUAAAACCCCUGGCCUGAGUCUAAGUUCGUGGAUUAGCAAUGGAACGAACUUGCUAUGGUAUUCUGUAGCCAUGAGCCGAAACGUGACCAAAGAUUAUUGGGACAAAAUUCAGCCAAGCGUUCGACUUUAUCCAUCUGGGUUGUGGGACGCGACGUCUGACGGAGGGAAAAGAGUUGCGUUCAAGGCAGUAUUUGAGGACCUAAGCUUGCCUGACGCCUCGGAACCUUUUACGACGGACUGCUCGACUUGGGUCAGCGUCGCAGGGAUCAUGUACGGCUCCAAACCGUUGGACCAGUUUAUCUUUAACAUCAACGCCGCCGGAAAUGUGAUGAGCAUUGAGAAUGCUGCAUUAAGGAAUAGACUAGAGAAGGUAGUAUAAUAUCUAUAAACUUAUCCCCGUUACCUUAAUAAGCGCAAGACCAGUUACAUAUUUCCUAGUAGUGAAAUGGCUGCUUAUCGCGUCUAAGGGAUCACGAGUGACGCCUCCUUAACUUCGCCGACAACCGGAAAUAACUGUUUGAUA